CCAGCCGCCGAUCCUUUCCGGUUGUCAACCUUUUGACGUGUUGUCACAUUUUGCCAAGCCGUUGAGAAAAUUUCUUGAAUAAUCCAUCAAAAUGCAAUUCGGCGACCUGAAAACAGAAAAGGCCAUUCAAGAAUUGAAUAAAUACCUUCUCAACAACAGUUAUAUCAGCGGGUACACUCCAUCUCAAGCUGAUUUGACUGUAUUCGCCGAACUUGGCAAACCACCUCUACCCAAAUUCCCAAGUGUACAGAGAUGGUACCGUCAUAUUGCCUCAUUCAGUGACGGCGAGAAGAAGGCAUGGGGCGGCGAGGUCGCGAAAACUGCAUCUCCAGCAAAGGCAGCGCCGGCUCCAGCCGCCAAGGAUGACGAUGAUGAUGUCGAUCUCUUCGGUUCAGAGGAUGAAGAGGAGAACGCAGAAGCCGCUCGCAUCCGCGAAGAACGUCUCGCUGAAUACAACGCCAAGAAAUCAAAGAAACCUGCCCUCAUUGCCAAGUCAUCAGUUAUCCUGGACGUGAAGCCUUGGGACGAUGAAACAGACAUGAAACAGAUGGAGACGAAGGUGCGUUCAAUUGAAAUGGACGGUCUGCUGUGGGGCGCCUCGAAGCUUGUGCCCGUCGGCUACGGCAUCAACAAACUGCAAAUCUGCUGCGUUAUUGAGGAUGACAAAGUGUCGAUUGACUUGUUGUCCGACACUAUCCAAGAGGACGAGGAUCACGUGCAAUCCGUCGAUAUUGCUGCCUUCAAUAAAAUCUAAAGUGUUCCAGGCAAUGACGACAGGAUGUCGGUCUUGUUAAAUGAAAUUUGUCGUGAGCGAAGUGUUCUGUUUACUCACUAUUAUUUUUUACUCUAGAAUAAAACAUCAAAUUUACAGUGAA
Hermetia illucens (black soldier fly) is the source of this 875-nucleotide messenger RNA. RefSeq names its product elongation factor 1-beta' (gene eEF1beta). Gene Ontology annotation, cellular component: cytosol; eukaryotic translation elongation factor 1 complex. The transcript has 3 exons. Gene Ontology annotation, molecular function: guanyl-nucleotide exchange factor activity; translation elongation factor activity. Gene Ontology annotation, biological process: translational elongation. Bases 92 to 754 code for a protein of 220 amino acids. Lineage: Eukaryota; Metazoa; Arthropoda; Insecta; Diptera; Stratiomyidae. The record is from RefSeq and is a predicted model, not a curated record.